Zingiber officinale is the source of this 1835-nucleotide messenger RNA. Its product is annotated as AAA-ATPase At3g50940-like. The transcript has a single exon. Lineage: Eukaryota; Viridiplantae; Streptophyta; Magnoliopsida; Zingiberales; Zingiberaceae. The record is from RefSeq and is a predicted model, not a curated record. Gene Ontology annotation, molecular function: ATP binding; ATP hydrolysis activity.
UUCCCCAAUACCCGUUCCCCUUCCACUCCUCUCCAGGUGGCGGUGGCGGAGCUAACAUGGCCACCACUAGCACCGUUUUCUCCACCGCUGUCUCCAUCGCCGCCUCCGCUGUCCUCGUCCGCACCAUCGCUAACGAUCUCAUCCCCGAUGAGCUGCGGGACUAUAUGUCCACCUCAUUCGCAGCUAUCUUUGCUCGAUUCUCCUCCGUUAUCACCAUCAUCGUCGACGAGUUCGACGGCUUCGCGUCGAACAAGAUGUUCAAGGCUGCUGAGAUCUACGUCGGCGGCCUCAGCCAAGUCGCCUCCUCCACUCGCCGCCUCCGCGUUGGUUGGCCGGAGGACGAAGACUCCGACGCGCUCCGGGUGACGAUGGAGAGCGGCGAGGAAGUGGUCGACGUGCACGAGGGCGUGCGCUACACGUGGCGCCUGGUUCUGCUUCAGCAGAACGCCGCCCUCUCCUCCCGCCGCCGCCAAGGGUUCUACGGGUACGAAGGGGAGGCGGCGCCGCUGCGGCAGGAGCGGUCGUUCGAGGUGAGCUGUCACAAGCGACACAAGGAAGCGUGCCUGAGAUCGUACUUUCCUCACGUGCUGGAGCGGUCGAAGGCGAUGCGGGAAGAGGAGCGGACGCGUAAGCUGUACACGAACGAGUACCUGACUUGGAGAGAGACGACUCUGCGGCACCCGGGGACCUUCGCAACGCUGGCGAUGGAGGAGGAGAUGAAGCGGGCGGUGGUGGAGGAUCUGGAUCGGUUCGUGAGACGGAAGGAGUACUACCGGAAGAUAGGGAGGGCGUGGAAGCGGGGAUACUUGCUUUACGGGCCGCCGGGGACGGGCAAGUCGUCGCUGAUUGCGGCGAUGGCCAACUUUUUGCACUUCGAUGUCUACGAUUUGGGGUUGUCGGAGGUGAACUCCAACUCGGAGUUACGGACGCUGAUGAUGUCGACGACGAACAGGUCGAUACUAGUGGUGGAGGACAUCGACUGCUCCAUGGAGAUGCAGCAGAACAGAGAAGACAGAGCGACGACAACACCCGCAGCCGAGGAGGAUCGUGGACAAUAUAUCACUUUUCUUUUUUUUUUUUUCUUUUUUUUUUUUAUCAUGUAAAGAACAAAAUCUAAAUGAUCGUCGUUACAGGUGACUCUUUCUGGGCUGUUGAACUUUGUGGACGGGCUAUGGUCGAGCGCCGCCGACGAAAGGAUCAUCGUCUUUACCACCAACUACAAGGAUCGACUGGACCCGGCGUUGCUUCGUCCGGGACGGAUGGACAUGCACAUCCACAUGGGCUAUUGCACGCCCUGCGGCUUCCGAAUCCUGGCUUCGAACUACCAGUCGGUCGAUGAUCACCCGCUCUUCCCCGAGAUCGAAGCGCUGAUCCGGGAGGUGGAGAUCUCACCGGCGGAGGUUGCUGGGGAGCUCAUGAGGAGCGAAGAGGCUGAUGUAGCAUUCCAAGGGCUCAUCAAGCUCCUUCGCACCAAAAAAAGAAAGGAGAAAGCUGAUAAUGCUUCUAAAGAAGAAGAAAAAGAAACGAUGCCUGUGGAAAAAAACGUUUCUGGAUUUUGUGGAAUCUGAAGAGGUAGUAUGGACGAAUGGCGACCAGACUUGUGGUGCCCGAAGGAUUUAGAAGACGUGGACUCAGAGAUGCGGAAAAGAAGAGGCGGAAGCAAAACAAAAUUAUUCUAUUAAAUUAAUAAGAUCAGAACGAAACUGAUCACAUAGCCACAGAUUAAAACUCAAUUUUCAUAAACACUUUAAUGUUUUUUUUGUUUUAUUUUGUAUUUUACCAAGGAUGUACAGUUUGGAAUGACUAGUUUGUCGAAAUUAAAUGAGAUUUAUUAA